UACAAGUUUGUGUUGACUUUGUUGUUCUAUUGAAAAAGUAGAAUUUAGAAUUUACUUAUUACUAAUUGUUCGUUCAUAAUUAUACUACACAUAGUGCUAAUUUAAAACCAGUGGUCAGUUAUUGUUUCAUAAAGGAGUGUUUGUGCAUAAAGGAGUUCGAACAAAAAGGAAUUGUCCUUGCAUGUCCAAAAUUCCUUGCAUUUUCUUCAUAAUUUGUUAUCGAGUUGCAGUGUAUAAAUAAUGGCAACAAGAGCAAUUAUCACGAUGUCGGAGCGGGCGAUGGAGUGCCCAGUAUGCCUGGAGACGAUGACACCACCUAUCCUGCAGUGCCAACGCGGGCACAGCCUCUGCAGCCGCUGCACAAGUCGCGGCCUCACGCAAUGCCCUAUUUGCCGCUCGCCCAUGACGGAUAUGAGGAACUGGGCUUUCGAAGAUAUCAUUUCAAAGGUGAAUACGCCAGCCCCAGUGCCAACACCAGCGGCACCGUCGUCCAAACUGCUCUGUCCUCACAAAGAUGCGGGCUGCGGGUUCACAUUCAGCCAAGCUAAAGCACGCGAGCUAGAUGAGCACGCCAAUGAAUGUAUCUUUAGGGACAUGCUCUGCCCGCUUGGCGCCGCUUUCAGCAACUGUUUUUGGAUAGGUAAACUCAAAAGCAUGAUGGACCACUUCAAACAGAGCCACCCAUCUAGCUGCGAGAUUGUCUCCGGCGUCGACACGGAACUCGAGCUCCCCCUCAACCAAGACCUGGUCAAGGUCUACCUAGCUGCCACUGGCCAUAUGCACUUCAUCAUCACCAUGAAAAUAGACAUGACUACUACCACUGCCUCCUGGGUUGUGCAGCAUAUUGGCAGUAAGAAAAACGCGCGUCUAUACACAUAUGAGAUUUAUCUAACUAGUAAGCAGGACGUUAGGCGGCGCUCUGUGAUGGUGGAACACUGCGUCAAUGAUGUGGUGGAGCCUCUGGAUGUUAUUAGGGAGGGGAGAUGUGCGGUCAUGCCGUUGAAAAUGCUGACGCAUUAUGUGACGGACAAUAAGGUUAUUUUCAAGUUAGUUAUUAAGAAGGUACCGCCGACUAACGUCAUAACUUCAUAAGAAAUAUAAUAAUACGUAACGUUACCAUGGAGAUCUGUCCACAACGUGACACUUUUUCGUGCAUGCUACCGGUGUUUAUCGAUUUAUAAGACGUUAUCACGUCAAAAACUAAAUUUUAAGGGAAAUAAUUCUUAAAUACGUUGACAUUUCAAACAUUCGUCCGCCAUAUUGUCAUUUCUUGACAGGUUAGGCAUCGAAGGCACAGACCUUCGGCAUUCAGCCACGAUUGAAAUAUAUCCAUAACUCCCGCGGGAACAAUAUAGGCCUUUACCAGUCAGUACAGCUGCAUGAAAUAAGAUCUUUUUCGAGCAAGUGCGAUGAAAAAGAAAGAAAGUGAUAAUAAUUCUCACUUGACAGUUUAUCGCAUGAGAUUGCUGACAGGUUGUGCCUUACUUUAAUGCACCUAAUAUGUAAGGUCAACCUCAACAAUCAACAUAAUAAAAGAUUUUUGACCUUUGUUCCAUUGUGUGAUUUGACUAAUUUGUGUAGAUAUUUAUGGUGCUGACUAUUAUGUAGUGCAUGAAUUAACUGACAGCACAGAAUAAGUACCUAUAUCCAUAUCCAAGGUGUAGGGUUAGUAAGGUCAGGGCUUAUUGGCUUGGCUUUUGCUGAGAUCUGAUAACUUUUUUUACGGUAAAAGCUAGUGAGUCUAUGCCGCUAAUUUUACAUGAAAUGUUUUUGGUUAAUUUUCCCCUCCACAUCAACAGAAAGUUGAGGGUGAAAGUUACAGAUUUCUUAAGUUUUCUGAUCUAUGUAUGUAAAUCCUAGGCUCCAUGCCAAAUGUCAGCUUUCUAGGACAUCGGGAAGUACCCUAGAGAAAAGGUAGG
Molecule: messenger RNA, 1919 nt
Organism: Cydia strobilella
Lineage: Eukaryota; Metazoa; Arthropoda; Insecta; Lepidoptera; Tortricidae
Product: E3 ubiquitin-protein ligase sina-like
Exons: 4
Coding region: 241-1092 (283 amino acids)
Biological process (GO): proteasome-mediated ubiquitin-dependent protein catabolic process; multicellular organism development
Cellular component (GO): cytoplasm
Molecular function (GO): ubiquitin protein ligase activity; zinc ion binding; ubiquitin conjugating enzyme binding
Source: RefSeq, a predicted model, not a curated record